Messenger RNA from Serendipita indica DSM 11827, 1086 nucleotides. NCBI's taxonomy places the organism in Eukaryota, Fungi, Basidiomycota, Agaricomycetes, Sebacinales, Serendipitaceae. The record is from the annotation of a GenBank genome assembly.
AUGUCCGACCUCCUUGCUCUCAUCCGGGGAGAUGAUCCAGCUCCUUCAAACUAUGUCCACCGACGCUCCAGCAAGCUCCCUAGGCCUCCCAGGAUGCCGGCUCAAGAGUCACUUGUCGAAGAACCAAGGAAAAGGGGAUUCUUUAGAUCAAUAACUUCCAAAGCCUCUAGCAAGACACCCGCGCAACCGCAAGUACUUUUGCCCACUCCUCCUCCAAACUCUCCAUGGAGAAUCCCACCUUAUGCGAGUUCAAACGCGUCUGUGACGUCACUUCCGAGUACCAGAUAUACCGAUAGUUCGUCGAUGAGAUAUGGGGAUGGUCUACAAAUGGAGAGACGAGGGUCAAUGCAGCUACCUAGACAAGCUAGUGCUGAGCCGAUGUCAGAUGGGAGCUACUCCUCGUCAGCACCUCAGCUCUCACGGCUACCGAAUGCUCAUAUCGACAGAAGCGUCGAGGGACUUCGCGUACCACCAUCAGUACCAGCAUCAAAUGAGCAUUCUCGACGAUACCCGAUACUUCCUGAUAACGGUCGACGCCCUAGUAUCUCCUCGACCAACUCACAAACAACUGGUACCCAUGUCGCGCGUCAAGAGGCCGCGCCAUUCUCUAAUCUCUCUCAGCCGCACUCGUGGGACAGUGGCAUUCUCACCAUCCCGGUACCAGCAGUCACAAUGCCGUCUGCGUCCUCCUCUAUCGGCGGCCAUGCAGACGAUCCAUUUCACCGAGACGAUUCGCCACCGCCUGCGUACAGCCAGCGCUCGAGCCUCACCGUUGGCAUCAAAGCCGCCCUAUCCAAACCCAAGCAACCAAUCUUACGGUCCAGUUCGCCCUUGCAUAAUACACUUGUGGCCGAGCCCAAGUCGAGUGAAGACUCACGGAGGGCAGACGUUGAUUCAAAGAGCUCCAAGUCAAACGUAACAAACGAAACUCCUACGCCUGUGCAAAUUGCAUCACGUUCACCGUAUCCCACAGCAGAGCAAAAGGCCGCCGCCAUCGCUGCGGUCCAAUCACGCCGAAAGACGCACGCAGGUUCGCUCCAGCCGCCAAUAGCCCUCAGACCGUUAAGCUCGUUCCUAGAACUAUAA